Messenger RNA from Zerene cesonia (dogface butterfly), 780 nucleotides. RefSeq lists its product as uncharacterized. The transcript has 2 exons. Lineage: Eukaryota; Metazoa; Arthropoda; Insecta; Lepidoptera; Pieridae. The record is from RefSeq and is a predicted model, not a curated record. The coding region runs from base 1 to 780 and encodes 259 amino acids.
AUGCAUGCGGUCGGCCUCCACUCCGCGCUCGCCAUCCGCCGCGAGCGCAAGCGGCGCGCGGAGCAGCAGCGCGCCAGAGAGCGACGCUACUCGCUGCAGUCUUCUGAAUCGGGCGUCACAUCCCCCCACUGCUCCACCGGCAGCCUCGAACGCAGACGCUACAGGAAGUCCGGCACGGCUGACAAUGAAGUCGUCUCCUCCGUUGGACUAUUUCUUGUUGCUUCCGGGUGGCUCCCUGAUGACGUCACUUCUUGGAGCAGCAUCGGCUCCGUCAGCUGGUUCAAUGAACUAGUAUGCUCCGGCCUGUUCGCUCUCUUCAUUGGCGUAUUUUUGAUUGUACUGCACAAAUAUUUGACCAAGAGCGAGGAAGACGCCUUGGAGGACUACGUCCAGAGACAAUUGACGAGAUCGAGAUCUGGGCAUAGAUUGGAACGAGAUGCAGAGACUGGUGGCAUGCGUACAAAAAAUGCUAGACGUGCGCGCGCUACUGAAGUCCUACCUGAACCUGUAACAGAGACUUACACCGAGCCUCCGCCAGACAGAGCUCAUGGAUUUGUUAACGCGUUGGCUUUGAAUGGAGAUGCGAUGAGAGAGUCGCCGCUGGAACAAAUCGUAGAAGAGGAAGUGUCAAUGGCAUCAGAAAGUGAGCGAAGAUUUGGCAAAUUCAACAAAGAUACAUAUUCGACGCCGUCUAUGGCUCCGAGUCUAAGUCCAGGGUCGCCAUCAGAUACGAAAGAACUGCUCUCUGAUGGGCGUUAUAUGAUCAUGUCGAAAAUGUGA